AUGGAUCAACAACCUGGUGCUACCGAAGAACAAGCUGCAGUACCCCCCGAAGAACCUUUGGAUACGACGCUCCCGACUUCCGAGAGCUCGGAGGUCAAUGAUGUGGAUGCUGCCAAGCGUGCAUAUGCUUCAUACAAGCAGACGUGGGACAUAUCACACCUCGAAACAGCCAUAGCACUGUUUCAACGAGCGGCAGACUCUGCACCAGUACCAACGUCGUCUCUGCUGGGCUCGCUGGGAAAAUGUUUAUAUCUAUAUUACAGAGCUCGAGGGAACCUCGACAACCUUCAACGUGCCAUUGCGGCUGAGCAAAGGGCGCUCCAACUCGUUCCAGAGGGACACCCAGACAGGGCUUUCCAUCUGAGCAAUCUCAGUUUUUCGUUGAAGAAACGCUUCCAAUCCCUCGGCACAGUCGAGGACCUCAAAAGCGCCAUCGAAAUGCAACACGAUGCAGUCGAGCUCACUCCGGAUGGCCAUCCCAGCUUGUCAGUGCGUCUCGACAACCUCGGUGGCUUGCAGGAGCUUCGUUCUCGACGCUUUGGAAAUCUCGAAGACCUUGAAAGCGCGAUUGCGAGUCAACAGCGUGCGACCGAGCUGACUCCCGACGACCAUCCCGAUAAAGCGACCCUGCUGAACAACCUCGCUGGGUCCUCGCGCCGUCGCUUCGAGCGUCUCAACGACCCCGCCGACCUCGAGCGCGCCAUCACGAUCCAACGCCGCGCGGUCGAACUCACUCCGCAUGACUAUCCCCACUUGCCGGUGCACCUCGGCAACCUCGGCGACUUGCAGCUGCUUCGUUUUCGACGGUUCGGAAAGCUAGAAGAUCUCGAGAGCGCCAUCGCAGGUCAUCAGCGUGCAACCGAGCUGACUCCCGACGACCAUCCCGAUAAAGCGACCCGGUUGAACAACCUCGCUUUCUCCUUGCAAAAUCGCUUCCAGCGCCUCGACGACCCCGCCGACCUCGAGCGCGCGAUCAUAAUUCAACGCCGCGCGGUUAAACUCACUCCAGAUGACCAUCCCACCUUGCCGGCGAGCCUCGACAACCUCGGCGGCUCCCACCUGCUUCGUUUUGAACGCUUCGGAAAGCUCGAAGAUCUGGAGAGCGCCAUUGCGAAUCAACAGCGUGCAACCAACCUGAUUCCUGAUGACCAUCCCGAUAAAGGGACCGGGCUGCACAACCUCGCCACGUCCAUGUGCAGUCGCUUCGAGCGACUCGACGACCCCGCCGACCUGGAGCGCGCCAUCACAAUUCAACGUCGCGCGGUCGAACUCACUCCGAAUGACGAACCCCACUUGCCGGGGCGCCUCGCUAAUCUCGGCAGCUUGCAGCAUCGCCGUUUUCAGCGCUUUGGAAGGCCCGAAGAUCUCAAGAGCGCCAUUGUGGAUCACAGACGAGCUGUCAGUCUUACUGUGGACAAUCAAUCCGCCAAGGCCCUCCGGCUGCAUAACUUGGCACUCACUCUGGUGGAUGACUUCCGCCGAGAAAGGACAACAAAUCGUUUCACUGAUGCUCUUUCAUGUUUCAUGGCCGCCUCUCAAUCACUUGCCUCGCCGGCAAAACGUCUCUGUACAGUGACAUAUACGCUCAAGUUCCUCGACGAAAACCCUGAAUUCAGCACUGCUGAGAUGCUGUUAUCUGCCCACUCUCGCAUUCUACAUGUUCUCUCCGAGCUCGUCUGGCUUGGACAUACCAUGGAACGUCGCCUAGAAGAAUCUCAGAAGCUCGGUCAGCUCGCUAGCUCUGCCGUGAGCACUUCUAUUGGUGUAAAUGCUCUGGAACAAGCCGUGGAAUGGCUGGAUGCCGGAAGAGGCCUCAUAUGGACGCAGACGAUGUCAUUGCGCGACCCUCUUCACGAACUCGAGCGAAUCCGUCCGGAUCUCGCGCGUGCUCUCGCAGACGUGCAUAUACAGCUGCAGAGGACUAUCCAUUCAUCAUUUCCUCCACGUGCUAUGUCGAUAACAGAGAUUCGCGGUAACUCAGAGGCAGAUUGGCAUCGUGGUCUGGCCAUUGAGUACGGCAAUCUCAUCACGGAGAUUCGCCGACACCCUGGAUUGGGAGACUUUAUGCGUCCCCCCAAGCUUUCCACUAUUCUUCCACUGUGCACAUCUCUGCACGGAACCGUCGUGUUCUUGAACAUUGAUCAAUCUCGCUGUGAUGCUUUGACCCUAACACCGGACGGAACCAUACAUCCUAUUCCUCUUCCCAAACUUUCCCUCGAGAAAGCGGAGAGAAUACGGUCCCAAUGGGUGACCUAUCUCCAGCAGCGCAACAUACGCCAGCGGAUGGCUACUUGCAUCAAUCGUUGCUCGGACAGCACUUUACCUGUCAUUCGCAUACUGGGCCGUCUUUGGAGAUGGAUCGUUCUUCCCGUCUUGUCUGCGUUGAGAAUUACAAACCUGCCGAGGGAGGGACGUUUGCCCCACAUCACUUGGUGUCCGACUGGGCCGCUCACUCAAUUGCCCAUUCACGCUGCAGGCAUCUACGACGAAGAGUUCGGCCCUCAUACAUAUGAUUAUGUGGUAUCAUCUUACACCCCCUCGCUAUCGACACUCACGCGCAGCAUCGGCGCGCUCGCACAGCAGCGCGCUUCAUCGCCGUCGGGUAUCGUAGUGGUGACGCAGCCCGCGACACCCGGGUUGCCGGCUUUGCCUGGUACCACGCUUGAGGGUAAACGACUGCAAGAAGUCUUCAAUGAUGGCCCAAAUGCCAUCUCCGUCUUGAAUGGGGAGCAGGCAACCAUUGCUACAGUCAAAGAGGCUCUGAGAGAGCGACCAUGGUUGCACCUCGCCUGUCAUGGAUCGCAAGACCUCACCGAUCCGCUGAAGAGCGCAUUCUCUCUCCAUGACGGACCAUUAUCACUGCUCGACCUCAUGAAUACGACGGCGGACGACGCCGGACUCGCCUUCCUUUCCGCGUGCCAGACCGCCGUCGGCGACGAGAAGAUCCCCGAGGAGUCGAUGCACCUGGCAGCGGGUAUGCUCGCCGUCGGGUACAAGGGCGUCAUCGCGACGAUGUGGUCGAUCCAGGACGACGACGCGCCGUCGAUCGUCGAGGCGUACUAUAAGAAGCUGCUCGAGCUUCGCGCGGCCGGAACGCUCGGAGCGGGAGAGACGGGCGCGGCAUACGCGCUCCAUGAGGCGGGAAAACGCUUGAGGGAGAAGGUUGGGGAGAAGAAUGUUGUCCGGUGGGCCCCGUUCGUGCACUUCGGAAUAUAA
Peniophora sp. CBMAI 1063 is the source of this 3216-nucleotide messenger RNA. The record is from the annotation of a GenBank genome assembly. Lineage: Eukaryota; Fungi; Basidiomycota; Agaricomycetes; Russulales; Peniophoraceae.